This is a messenger RNA of Carica papaya (papaya), 4133 nucleotides long. Lineage: Eukaryota; Viridiplantae; Streptophyta; Magnoliopsida; Brassicales; Caricaceae. The record is from RefSeq and is a predicted model, not a curated record.
AUGGAGCUAAUGAUGUUAGCUUGGCGGGUAUCACAGGAAUUGGGGGAAUUGGGCCAAAAGAUCUACGUACCCAAUUUCUAUGAAGGACUCUCCAAGAUUAAGGAUGCUCUAUGUUGUAGAAAAGUUCUUGUUAUUCUUGACGAUAUAGAUGACAAGGAUCAAGUAAAUGUGAUAAUAAGAAUGAGGGAAUGUUGGCAUGCCUUUGAAAAAGACAAUCCCAUCGAAUCUUACAUGGAAUGCCCAAAAAAUAUCAUGAAUUACUGCCAUGGACUUCCAUUAGCUCUUCAAGUUUCGGGUUCUUUUCUGAGAGGUAAGAGAAUCGAUGUGUGGAAAAGUCAGUUUAGUAAAUUAGAUAUAGUUCCCAAUGACAAAAUUCAGAAAGUUCUUAGAAUUAGCUAAGACUCGCUCCAAGAUGAUCAUGAUAAAAAUUUAUUUCUUGACAUUGCUUGUUUCUUUGUUGGGAAGAACAAAGAUUAUAUAGCAACAAUUCUGGAGAACUGUGGGUUUAUAACAACUGUUGGAAUUGAAAAUCUGAUUGACAGGAAUCUCUUAUCAGUUGAUGCAUCUAACAAGCUCAGGAUGCAUCAAUUAAUCAAAGAAAUGGCUAAGGAAAUUAUCCGCCAAGAAUCUCCUAAGAAUCCUGGAAAACGUAGCAGACUAUGGCAUGAUGAGGAUGCAUUUAAUAUAUUAAAAGAGAAAAUGGGCACAGAAAAUAUUGAGAGCCUGACCCUUGACCUGCAUAGGUUAAAGGAAAUCAACCAUGAAGAGACAGUUACAAAUGUAAAUUGUAAAAAGAAAUAUCGUGAUGAAGAUUCUACAUUAGUUCAAGAUAGGACUUCUACGAAACGGUGUUGUUUUAGCCUUUUCACAUGGAAACCAAUGAACAAAGCGACAACAAGCUCAUUUCCUGCAUUGCAUGAGGUAGACUUGGAAACCGAUGCAUUCAGAAAUAUGAAUAGAUUAAAACUUCUCCAGCUUAACUAUGUGAAGUUUAUUGGAGCUUAUGAAAAAUUUCCUAAAGGUUUAGUAUGGCUGUGCUGGCAUGGUUUUCCAUUGGAAUCCUUACCGGCAGAGUUUUAUUUGAAGAAGCUAGUUGUUCUUGACAUCUGCAAUAAAGAGUUGAAAAUCCUCAAUCUCAGUCAUUGCCAGAAGCUUGUCUGGAGCCCUGAUCUUGAAGGACUCCCCAAUCUUGAGAAAUUGAAGUUGAACACAUUUGAUGCGUUUGGUUGUAUGGAACUAAGCGAGAUUGAAGACUUGCUCAAGUUAGAGCCGGUGACAGACACAGACAUCGAUUUCAUCAUGAAAUUGGACUUGUUCAAUCCGAAAACCAUCCACGACAUUGAAGUUGAUAUGUACAGUUUUCUUACACUUAAAGCAAGAAAAGCCCCAGUCCAGGUAUUGCACGAAUAUGGUAUAUCAAGCAUUUUCCUGGAAGGGAAGGAAGUUCCUAGUUGGUACAACCAUCUUAAUAUGGGAUCUUCUGUUUUCUUUUAUCUAUGUCCAAUUAUUGGUCAAAAGUUCAGUGGCUUAAACAUUUGCAUCGUAUAUGGACACAAGAAUACUACACUAAAUCCUCAAUUUCCUAAUUAUUGUGAAAUGAGGAUUGAGACUAAAAGUGCUAAGUGGUGCUAUGGCCCAAGCUCUUGUGGAAUUCCUAUACUGAAUGAGAAUAUGUUAUGGUUAAGCCAUUGGAAGUUUGGGGAAAAGUUGAAAGUUGGGGAUCAAGUGACUUUCUCAGUAGAAAUGAGUCCAUUUGAGGCAACCAAGUGUUGCAUCCACUUCGUAUAUGAAUCAGAUGAUAAGAGCACUGAAAAGAUGGCACAAGAUGUCUGUUAUUGGCACCGGGCUCCUGAUUUCAAGCACAGAGGUACAUGUAACUUGAAAGAAAAGUGAGAGGCAGGGUUAGGAAAGGAGUCAAUACAUUUAUUACUGUUAAAACGUGUUUUUGAACUGCACGUGAUUUUUUUCUUUAUUGGACUCAGUCAAUAAAGCAGACCUAGUCUUUAGGAUGUUGAUAAUAUGGUUCCUGAUUUGUAGCUUUAUCCUAGGAUCACGUUUUUAUCCUCUAUUUUUGCUAUUUAAAUGUAGUAACUGAUUAAAUAAAUAAUAUUUCAUCAACAUAAAGUUUAAGCUCUGCAUCUUCUUCUUCCUCUGUUUCUGUCAACUUCAAAUAAAACAACAAAUUGGUAUCAGAGCUCUCUUCUUAAGGGAUCUGUGAUUACAAUGGAGAGUGAAACCAGCUAUUCCAACAUUGCUCCUCUAGUGUUUGAUGGUGAGAAUUAUCAACUCUGGGCCGUGAGAAUGAUGGCUUACCUUGAGGCUUUAGAUCUUUGGGAGGCCUUGGAAAAAGAUUAUGAAGUCGCUCUACUGCCAAACAAUCCUACCGUUGCCCAAAUGAAAAAUCACAAAGAAAAGAAGACCAGGAAAUCCAAGGCAAAGGCAAAUCUUUUUACGGCUGUUUCAGCAAAUAUCUUCACAAGGAUCAUGUCUCUUAAAUCUGCAAAAGAGAUUUGGGAUUAUCUCAAAGAAGAAUACGAAGGAGAUGAAAGGAUUCGAGGCAUGCAGGUGCUGGAUUUAUUGAGGGAAUUUGAACUGUAAAGGAUGAAAGAUUCCGAGUCAAUCAAAGAAUACUCAAACAGAUUAUUGGGCAUUGUAAACAAGGUAAGGUUGUUUGGCACUCAAUUUCUAGAUUCAAGAAUUGUUCAAAAAAUUCUUAUAACUGUGCCAUAAAGAUAUGAAGCUACCAUUACCACCUUGAAAAAUACAAAGGAAUUGUCCAAGAUCACUUUGGUAGAGCUGCUAAAUGCCUUGCAAGCUCAAGAUUAGAGGAGGCUAAUGAGACAAGAAAGUGUUGUCGAAGGAGCUCUGCUAGCCAAGCACCUGGUGGCUGAAAAAACCAAGAAGAAUAUUGAAAAAAAAAACACAAUCGACAUCUUCUGAAGGUUCUGCAAACAACCAGAAUCGCAGUAAUGGUAGAAAUUCGAAAAAGAACUACCCACCUUGUUAGCACUGCGGUAAAAUAGGUCAUCCACCUUUCAAAUGUUGGAGAAGGCCAGAUGCCAAAUGUGGCAAAUGUGGUUAGGAUGGACAUAAAGCUGUGAUUUGCAAUAAUAAAUUCCAGAACCAAGAUUAAGCUGCUCAAGUUGCUGAUGAAGAAGAUGAUAGGAUGUUUGUGGCGACAUGUUUUUCAACCAAAAGUUUUUCAGAAGGCUGGCUGAUUGACAGUGGUUGUACAAACUACAUGACUUUUGAUAAAACUCUCUUUAAAGAUUUAAGGCCCUCAAAAAUCAAAAAGAUCAGAAUAGGCAAUGGAGGCUAUCUACUUGCAAAAGGGAUUGGAAUUGUUGCAAUUACAACCAGCUCAGGUACAAAAAUAAUUUCUGAUGUCCUUUAUGUACUUGAAAUUGAUCAAAAUCUAUUGAGUGUUGGUCAGUUUUUAGAGAAAGGAUUUAAGGUAUCCUUUGAAGAUUUCCAUUGCCUUAUUUUUGAUGCAUUUGGGAAAGAAAUUUUAAGGGUUAAAAAGAGAGGUAAAAGCUCCUCAUAUGAACCUACAGAGGUGCAGAUAUCUUUUUUCACCAAAGUCAGCAGCACAGAAAUUUGGCAUAAGAGGCUUGGCCAUUGUCAUCUUCAAAGGAUGUUAAGAUUGCAGAAAAGUGACUUGACAAGGGGACUACCGGAGCUUGACAAUUAUUUGUCAGACUGUACUGCCUGCCAAUUUGGUAAACAUAACAGGUUGCCAUUUUCAAAAUCAACUUGAAAAGUUUCUAAAAAAUUACAGCUUAUUCAUACGAAUGUUGCUGGACCUCAAAAAACGCCAUCGUUACAAGUUAGUCUUUACUACAUUCUUUUCAUUGAUGAUUUCACAAGAAUGUGCUGGAUUUUUUUCUUAAAAUUCAAAUCAGAAGUUGCAGGUAUAUUUUUGAAGUUCAAGAAAAUGGUAGAAAAUCAAAGUGGCUGUAAGAUUCAAGCAUUGAGGUCAGAUAAUGGAAAGAAUAUACUUCAGCAGAGUUUAAUUUAUUUUGCGAAGAAACUGGCAUUGAACAUUAGCUUAUUGUGCCAUACACUCCAGAACAAAAUGGAGUUAGAGAAAGAAGGAACAGAUCGGUAAUGGAGAUGGCCAGAUGUAUGUUGCA